CAGGAGGAAAGAAGUAAACGCGAGGCGAUGGAUGUGAGGGUAGCACACUGCCUGCUCCUUUGGGCUGUGCAGUUCUUCCCAGCUGCGCCACACACUGCUCUCAGGGUUCUCAGUAAGGAAUCAAAGGCUGGUAAUCAGCAAGAUGCAUGUAUAAAUCUCAUUCCAUGCGAAGAUAGUGGAGCUGUUUGUGUUCAGCCUUGUUCUUCCUAUUUCCAUGGGGAGACAAGCUUUGUCUGCAAAGACAGAAAGUGGCAAAUGUUCACAGACAACUGUGCAAGCCUGGACGUUCAGUCCCUUUUUCAGAGGAUUUCUGAACGUGAACUCAUUCCAAGCUCUGGAGGACAUAUUAGCAUUGCUGGAGUUUUUUUAGGGAAAGGAAAGCCAGUGCAUGGGAAGCCUGGAGAUGGUGCAAAAUAUUUUGGUGCUGAUGACCACGGGAGUAGUAACUGCCAAGCUGAUUUUUCAUGCAUUAUCCCAGAUAUCCUGUCUUCACCAGCCAUUCCAGGAAACAUUGCUGAUAUAGUGGAAUUGCUAAAGAAUAUUUCCCUGCUGUUAUCAGAGAAUGUUAAUAGAGGAAAAAUGCAGAGUUACAGCAGGAUAGCAAACCAUAUUCUGAACAGCUCCAUCAUUUCCAACUGGGCUUUUGUAAGGGACAGAAAUGCCAGUUCGAUAUUACUGGACUCGGUAAAUUUAUUUGCUGGGAAACUUCUUAUACAAAAUGGGUCGGAAAGUAUACAGGAGCACUUCAUCUCUACAAAAGGCUACAGCAUAGAUAAAAAUAUUUCAGGGAAGAGCUUUGAUUUUUCUAUGGAGUUCAGUAACACCAGCAGUAUUACAGGGCAUGUGGUCAUUCCAGAAGAAGAGCUUUUGAAGUUACCCAAGACUUCCAAAGCCAUCAGCAUUGCAUUUCCAACGCUUGGAGCCAUUAUAGAAACCAGCCGGUUGGACCCCGUUUUUGUGAACGGAAUGGUUUUGUCGGUGUCUCUGCCAGAAGAGCUCCAGCACAUUUUGCUCACCUUCGAAAAGGUGAAUAAACUGGAGAACGUCAAGGCUCAGUGUGUUGGGUGGCACUCUAUUGAAAGGAGGUGGGAUACCAGGGCAUGCAAAAUGAAGGCAGACAACAUCAGCAGUGCUGUUUGCGUCUGCAGGCAUCACCGCCGGACUUACAAAUCCUUCUCCAUUUUGAUGUCCCCCACCCUGCUGCGGAAUGCAGCGCUGGAUUACAUUACACGUGUCGGAUUAGGCCUUUCCAUUUUCAGCUUGGUUCUCUGCCUUAUCAUCGAGACUGUUGUCUGGCAUCACGUCACAAAAUCUGAAAUAACUUACAUGCGCCAUUUUUGUUUGGUCAACAUUGCUGCAUCGCUUCUCGUUGCUGAUGUUUUGUUCAUCUUAGCAGCUAUUGUGCACAAUACAGCCCUAAACUACCAGUUGUGUGUAGCAGCCACUUUUUUCCUUCACUUUUUCUAUCUUGCCUUGUUUUUUUGGAUGUUUACCCUGGGCCUCUUGAUUCUCUAUGGAUUAUUAUUAAUUUUUUUUAAGAUAACAAGAUCUGUAUUCAUAGCUACAGCAUGCUCUAUUGGAUAUGGAUGUCCCUUGGUCAUAUCUAUCCUCACUGUUGCUAUUACUGAACCAAAAAAUGGGUAUUUAAGGAGUGGAGCUUGCUGGCUCAAUUGGUAUGAGACAAAAGCCCUUCUGUCCUUUGUUGUGCCCGCUCUGAGCAUCAUUGUUGUGAAUGUGGUGGUGGUGGUGGUGGUUGUGGUGAAGACUGGGAGAUCCUCUGUUGGAGAAGGCUGCAAGUCACAAGAUUUGAGCAACAUGAUCCGAAUUAGCAAAAACGUGGCCCUUCUGACACCUCUGCUGGGUCUCACCUGGGGGUUUGGAUUAGCAACGAUUGUCGACAGUCACUCUCUGGCAUUCCAUGUCACAUUUGCGCUGCUGAACGCCUUCCAGGGAUUCUUCAUCCUGUUAUUUGGAACACUUCUGGACAGAAAGACAAGAGAAGCAUUAAGGAUGAACUGCCUUUCAUCAAAGCGGAAGUGUAGUCUAGCAAAG
Molecule: messenger RNA, 2052 nt
Organism: Leptosomus discolor (cuckoo roller)
Lineage: Eukaryota; Metazoa; Chordata; Aves; Leptosomiformes; Leptosomidae
Gene: ADGRF4
Product: adhesion G protein-coupled receptor F4
Biological process (GO): cell surface receptor signaling pathway; adenylate cyclase-activating G protein-coupled receptor signaling pathway
Cellular component (GO): membrane
Molecular function (GO): G protein-coupled receptor activity
Source: RefSeq, a predicted model, not a curated record